This is a messenger RNA of Oikopleura dioica, 522 nucleotides long. The record is from the annotation of a GenBank genome assembly. NCBI's taxonomy places the organism in Eukaryota, Metazoa, Chordata, Appendicularia, Copelata, Oikopleuridae.
AUGAUGUUCGGCGGCGGUGUUCCGGAAAAUCUCAUUUCCCGAGCUGGCGAUGCUUCCGGUAUCGAGAUGGGAAAUGGAGAGCGUCUCGCAAUCGAGGGGCCACCUGUUUCCAUGGUGGCCACAACGACCGACGCUACAAGUUCUGUCGGGGACAAGACCGAUAGAACGGGUCGGGCCAGAUCUGCCAAGUCUCAUGACGCUUCGAGAAUCAGAACUGGCUUGCCAAAUAUCAGAUCAUACCCUGUUCAAAAGAACCACCCGGCAGAGUGCACAGAUCCGAUUCCAGUGACACACGAUGACGUCGAUAAAGGCAUUCUCAACAUGAUCGAGCGAGGCAUCAUCCCUCCAGCUGCUCAUAUUCAACUUCUACCGAGUCCUAUCACAAAAGGUCAUUCCACAGCGACGAAAUCAGCAGAAGAGGAGUCAAACUACGCGCCGUCAGGAUAUUUUCAUGAACAGCAUCCGAACAUCAAGGUCGAUCCGAACUUUACAAUGAGUUCGGAUGAUUAUUCAAAGAUCUAA